AAAACGCAUCAGCCACUCCCCGAAGUCUCCCCCACUGAAGACUUGGAAAAUGUCAAACCCGGAGACCCAAACCAAAGAAAGAACAAAAAAAUCGUAAUGGAUUCUUAUAAUGCUUUUAUGAUUCCGCUUACCGUUUACUGAAUUCAUUCAUAGGAAUUCGUCUAUCACGGGACUCCGUGGUUCGUGUUCUUACGCGGGGUUUCCAUUUUUUCCCCAUUAUUUCAUUAUUUUCUUUGUUGUGGGACUCUGAAAAUUCCAAGUUGGGUCUGAAACUAAUCGAACAAGCAACCCCUCGACGAAGAAAAGCCAAAACGAAGAACACACACACACACACACACACACUUCUCCCCACUUUUGGCUGCUCAUUCCCUAGGCAGAGUUGCUGCUUUAUUUUUUAAAGGAGAUUCAAGGACAGAAGACCCUAUUGGGGUGCAAAAGAUUCAGAGAGAUAUGGCUACCAAUGCUGCUGCUGCUGCUGCUUGCGCUGAGAGAGCCACAAAUGAUGUGCUCAUCGCUCCUGAUUGGGCCAUAAAUAUUGAGCUCUGUGAUAUUAUUAACAUGGAUCCCAGGCAAGCGAAGGAUGCAUUGAAGAUACUCAAGAAGCGCCUGGCUAGCAAAAAUCCUAAAACACAACUUCUAGCUCUCUAUGCAUUGGAUGCUCUAAGCCAAAAUUGUGGCGAUACUGUUUUUAAGCUGAUCGUAGAUUGUAAUAUCCUGCACGAAAUGGUUAAAAUUGUAAAAAAGAAGCAGCCUGAUUCGACUGUAGGACACAAGAUACUAACUUUGGUAGAUGCAUGGCAAGCAACAUUUGGGGGUGGCUCCAGGGGAAAGUAUCCACAGUACUAUGCAGCCUACAAUGAAUUGAUGAAUGCUGGAUUUCGAUUUCCACCAAGACGAGAGAACGUUGGGCAGUUCGUAAGUCCACCUCAGAUACACCCUGUUAUUGAGCAACAUGUUUCACCCUAUGAUGAUCUUGCUGCUCAGGUUUCUCUUCAGUCUGAUGCUUCUGGUUUAAGCUUGCCAGAAAUUCAAAAUGCACUGGGGCUAGCAGAUGUUCUGUUGGAAAUGCUCGAUGCGUUAGAUCCGAAGACUCCAGAGGCUUUGAAGCAAGAAGUUAUUGUCGAUCUUGUUGAUCAAUGCCGUUCCUACCAGAGCCGUGUCGUGAUACUUGUGAAUGAGUCAACAGAUGAGGAACUGUUGUGUCAAGGAUUGGUGCUGAAUGACAGUCUGCAGCGUGUACUCAGCUACCAUGAUGACAUUGCAAAAGGAACGUUUACAACGGAAGCUAGAAGAACAGAACCUCCUCCCGUUCCAUCGGUUCCAUAUAUGGACCCCGAGGAGGAUGAGUCGGAAGUUGAUUUUACACCAUUAGCUCGCAGGUCAACAAGAGAUCACAUUUAUGCACGGGACAGGAAACUGGCAAACGGUCAAUCAUCUCGAGUAAGUCCGCUUCCUUCACCCUCAUUAAAGAAGACAACUGGUGCAGAAAUGAUCGAUCAUCUUAGCGGCGAUGUGUACAAGCGUGAAGGGUCUCCAAGGACAGUAGAGCCACCAUCUUAUACACCUUCAACUUCCCCGCCUUCACCAACAACUUCAUCUUCCUCACGUUUCUACACCAGACAGCCUUUAUUCGUCGAGCCACCCCCAAGAAGCAUGUCCACAAAUCCGCCCUCCGCAACACCAAGCUCCCUCCCUCCCCCACCCUCAAGAUAUAAUCAAAGACAACAAUAUUUUGAGCAACAAAAAGCUGUUACAGGAGGCAUUUCGCCCCAUUUGAGCAACGGCUAUAGUUCUUAUGACAAGAUAGUCGGGAAUACCAAGAAUCUGUCACUCGGUCCUUCCACCCCGACCAGAGCUGCAGAGCAUGAGGAGGCCCUUUUCAAAGAUCUGGUGGAUUUUUCCAAGGCCAACACAUCUUCAUCCUCCAAAUCCAACCGACCAUUCUGAGACUCGAAUAGUAAAGACUGACCUUGUUUUUUCUUUGUCUUCGUCCUCGCUCUAGUGUAGGCAGGUGAUUGUGAGGUUUCUUAACGAGGUUGUUGCAUAUUCAUGAACAAAGCCAUCCAUUUUGUAAGGAAGUAGGUGUUAGAAUUUGUUCAUUUGCUUUGGAUGGGUCUUACAUUGAGCCACUGAUCUGCAUAUAUUAUAUAUUAUGUUCAUUUGGUAGCA
This is a messenger RNA of Cucurbita maxima (winter squash), 2169 nucleotides long. Its product is annotated as TOM1-like protein 4. Bases 451 to 1947 code for a protein of 498 amino acids. The record is from RefSeq and is a predicted model, not a curated record. NCBI's taxonomy places the organism in Eukaryota, Viridiplantae, Streptophyta, Magnoliopsida, Cucurbitales, Cucurbitaceae. The transcript has 11 exons. Gene Ontology annotation, biological process: protein transport to vacuole involved in ubiquitin-dependent protein catabolic process via the multivesicular body sorting pathway. Gene Ontology annotation, molecular function: ubiquitin binding; phosphatidylinositol binding.